Molecule: messenger RNA, 5917 nt
Organism: Sciurus carolinensis (gray squirrel)
Lineage: Eukaryota; Metazoa; Chordata; Mammalia; Rodentia; Sciuridae
Gene: Ubap2
Product: ubiquitin associated protein 2
Exons: 29
Coding region: 1783-5079 (1098 amino acids)
Cellular component (GO): cytoplasm; nucleus
Molecular function (GO): protein binding
Source: RefSeq, a predicted model, not a curated record
AGAUUUUCUAUUUUGUACAUACGCUAUUUUGUAUAUACUGUACAUGAUGACUUCAUUGAGCAAUGACCGUUGCCGAGGAGCUCGGGAAAAAACACAGAUACAAGCAACACAACCACAGAAACAAGUGGUACAGCUGUACAGACCUCUUGAUACUUCUAGAGCUCAGCCUGUGCUAUGUGUCGUUCCCAGGGCUUUGCAUGUAUUAGUCUAGAGGUCUACCACUGAGCUACACCUUAGCUCUUAUUUUGGCUUCUGAAGUUCUUAGAAUUUUGUCAUUCAUUGUAUUCCUAGAUAUUAUGAAAAUAAAAAUAAUCACAAUUACUAUAAUCUGUUGGUUCCCCCUCUGUUUCAUCCUUUCUUUUGUGUAAAGUUUUUCUGUUAAAAUACCUGGAGCAUGCACCUUACGAUUCAGUAAUCUGGCUAUUACUGAUUUUAUAUUCAUGGAUAAAUUUAAUGGUUGUCAUAAAAACGAAGUGCCCAUUUUUCCAUCGUUUUUACACCACAAGAAUCAACAUUGAAGACUACUGUGACCUCAAAAGGUAUGGGAUUUCUCCCCACUAGCCAACAAGCCGUUAUUCUUCAGCAGAUAUCAGAUGGGUUUUCUCUAAUCCAAUUCAGUUCUAACUCUCUCCGGAGAUAUUGUCAGAUCCCUCAGGAUAAGGACUGAGUCCCCAAGGCUAUUUACUCUACUCCACCUUUAGAUACCAGUUGCAAGCCCCAGAUUGCUGGAAGUUUACUUAUUACAAGGUACAAAUCAAGGUUUCUACAAAUUCCUCCUCAGCUUCUAUUAAUUUCCUUGAGCAGCUCACAGAACUUGACAUGGAAGCACUUACUUAGCUUUUUCAGUUUAUUAUAAAGAAGAUUACAAAGGAUACAGAUGAAGUGAUAUAGGGCAAGGUAUGUUGGAAUGGGCUCAGAGCUUCAAUUCAAUGUCCAGGUUCAGCUCUCUGAAAGCUCUCCAAACCCUGUCCUUUUGGGUUUGUAUGUAGAUUUCAUUGUGUGGGCAUUAUUGAAGCAUGGACACCUGUGUUGUAAUGUGAUUAGACAAAAAGGGUAUGAUCCAAUGCUUAUAGACAAGGUGGGUGGGUCCAUCAAGGUGUGUCUACUUCACCUUUUUGGCUUUGGCAGUAUUCCUUAUUCCAGGGUAUUAGCAGGAUGCCUCAGGAAUGAGAUGUGUCUUAUGAACUACUAUCUGGACAAGAAUAGAUCAGAGAAUUUGUUUAUGGCCAGCUCUAGGACAAAAACAUGGGCGAAGAUUAGAGUUUCUGUGGCUCAGUUUGGGAAAGAGAAAGUUAAAGAGAAACUCUAGUUUUGUGAUCUGCCUUGAUGAGAGAGUUAUGAGCCAGGAACUUCAGUUGAAAUCCACAGCGUACAUAUGAUAUCAUAUAUUGUUAAUCUGUUUUCUGUAUUUCUUGUUAAUUGAUGGCACAGCUUAUACUUUUGAUCAGGCUUAUGUUUUAUACUCUUACCAUCUUUCACCAAUAUGCAUGUAAUGUUCAGUUGCAUCUUUUUUGUGAUGUUCAGAGCUGUUGAUGUUUGAUGUCUAGUUAAGUCAUUGAGUUUGAAAAUUGAUGUUAGUCUUUUUGUUUGUUUCGGACUGAGACAUGGAUGGAACCCAGGCCUUGCACAUGCUAGGCAAGCCGUCUACCACUGAGCUAUAUCCCCAGCUUUUUUUAGAAUUUGAAACAGGGACUCACCAAGUUAUCCAGCCUGUCCUCGAACUUGAGAUCCUCCGGCUUGAGCCUCCUGAGUUUCUGGGAUUUGCAGGCAACAGCUGAACAAAUGCGUCUCGCUCAAGUGAUCUUUGAUAAGAAUGAUUCGGAUUUUGAAGCUAAAGUUAAACAGCUUAUGGAAGUGACUGGGAAAAAUCAGGAUGAAUGCAUAGUGGCCCUACAUGACUGUAAUGGAGACAUGAACAAGGCUAUUAAUAUAUUGCUGGAAGGUAAUUCAGACACGACUUCAUGGGAGACUGUAGGGGGGAAGAAAAAGAAUUUUGGAAAGGAAAGUUCAGAAAACAAAGAGAAUAGAGAGAAGAGAAUUGAAAGAGAAGCAAGUCGUGGACGGGUAAACAACAUUCGGAAAGGAAGAGGUGGUAAUCGUGGCAGAGACUUUAGAGGUGAAGAGAAUGGAAUUGAUUCUAAUCAAGGGGACAAACCUUCAGACCGGGGCAAACGAGCCCGUAGUAAAGGAUUUGGACGUGGCAGAGGGAGAGGAAUUGGAAGGUUCUCAGCCCAAAGCAUGGGGACAUUUAAUCCUGCGGACUAUUCAGAUUCUACAUCUGCAGAUGGGUGUGGGACAAAACUAGUAGUUUGGGAAGCUACUCAGAAUGGUGCAGAGGAAGGAACUGGUGCCUGGAAGAAUUCUAUGGAGGAGUGGACAACAGAGGACUGGACUGAAGAUCUUUCUGAAACAAAGGUCUUCACUGCCUCAUCUGUUCCAGCAGAGAAUCAUGUUACACCUACGCAAAGCAUUGAUCUAGUAUCCUUGCUCCAGAAGCCUGUUACUUCCAGUCAAGCCUCAGAAGUCAACUCCUUCGAAUCCUCCCAACAGCAGGGCUUUGGUCAAGCUCUUGUCUUCACAAAUUCUCAACACAACAAUCAGAUGGCACCUGGAGCUGGUAACUCCACUGCUGCCAACUCCUAUUCUCCUCAGAGUCUGUCAUCUGUCCUUGGCUCAGGAUUUGGAGAGCUUACUCAAUCAAAAAUGGCAAAUAUCACAAACUCCCAGAUAUUGGACCAUUUAAAAGCUCCAAGUUUGGGACAGUUUACCACUGCUCCAACUGCACAGCAGAAUAAUAUGAGUCCCCCCAAAAGUACUGCUUCAUGGGACCUCAAGCCCUCGGCAUCCCAGGCCUCCGUUCUCCGUCAUUUUGAUUUCAAAUCUCAGCCUGAACCAUCCCCAGUUCUUAGUCAGAUGAGCCAGCGACAGCAGCACCAGAGCCAGGCAGUUAGUGUUUCUACUUCUGGUUUGGAGUCAUUUCCUUCCCAGGCAAAACAUCAAGAAUCAGCACCUGGGGAUAGUAUCUCCACUAUGAACAAACUUUUGCAGCUGCCUAACAUGGCUGUUGAAAAUAUUGCUGUAUCUAUCCACCAACCACAACCCAAACACAUCAAACUCCCUAAACGACGGAUGCCUUCAGCUUCUAAGAAUCCAACUACUGCAGUGGAAAUGCCUGGUUCAGCAGAUGUCACAGGAUUAAAUGUUCAGUUUGGGGCCCUGGAAUUUGGAUCAGAACCCUCUCUCUGUGAAUUUGGAUCAGCUUCAAGCAAUGAAAGUAAUAAUCAGAUUCCCAUCAGCUUGUAUUCAAAGUCUUUAAGUGAUCCUCUGAAUACCUCUUUACCAAUGACCAGUGCUGUUCAGAACUCCACCUAUACAACUUCAGUCGUUACCUCCUCCAUUCUGACCAGCUCAUCCCUCAGCUCCACUAGUCCAGUUACAACGUCUUCCUCCUAUGACCAGAGUUCUGUGCACAGCAGGAUCACAUACCAAAGCUCUGCAAGUCCAUUGGAGUCAGCUCCAGGAACCGUUAAAAAUGGACAUGGCGGUGGUCGAAGUCAGCAGACAGCAGACACUACUUCAUCCGUUCCAGCUCCAAAGACAACAGACCCUCCUUCUGCCCUCCCAUCUGUGGGCUCCCUGCCCAGCACCACCUCCUGCACUGCGCUUCUGCCCUCUGCAUCCCAGCACACUGCCACUUUGCCCUCCUUGUCCCAGCCUGGUGACCUGUCCAGCAGCCCCCUCUCUCAGCUUAGCAGUUCACUCUCCAGUCACCAGAGCAGCCUGUCCUCUGCGCAUGCAGCACUGUCCUCGAGUACACCACACACCCACAACAGCUUAGAAAAUGCCCCUGCCCUGCAGUCCUCAGCUACCUUUUCCACGGCAGCAACCUCCGCCUCAAGCACCCCAUCCUCAGGUGUCAGCCUGCCUGGCAGCAUGAGCACAGCAAACAGCCUCUGCCUGGGAGGGACCACUGUGAACACACCCAGCAGCAGUACGAGGGCUGCACCCUUGGUGACCUCAGGCAAAGCACCCCCAAACCUCCCUCAGGGGGUGCCUCCCUUGCUGCACAACCAGUACCUCGUGGGCCCUGGAGGACUGCUACCUGCCUACCCGGUGAGCGCACAGUGGAACUCCUGGCCAUCCCCAGCUCCCCUGGCCUCAGGGCCUGGCACCUGGCAGGACCUGAUCUACGGGUAUGAUGAGCUCCAGAUGCUGCAGUCACGGCUGCCUAUGGAUUACUAUGGAAUUCCCUUUGCUGCACCCACAGCCCUUGCCAGCCGAGAUGGGAGCCUAACUAAUAAUGCAUAUUCAGGUGAUGUCACAAAGUUUGGCCGAGGUGAUUCUGCAUCCCCUGCACCCCCCACCACGCUAGCUCAGCCACAGCAGAGCCAAUCCCAGACCCACCACACAGCCCAGCAGCCCUUUUUGAAUCCUGCUCUUCCACCUGGCUAUAGCUACACUGGCCUCCCCUACUACACAGGCGUGCCCAGUGCCUUCCAGUAUGGGCCCACCAUGUUCGUCCCUCCAGCAUCAGCCAAGCAGCAUGGUGUGAACCUCAGCACCCCUACUGCCCCUUUCCAACAGGCCAGUGGUUAUGGCCAGCACAGCUACAGCACAGGUUAUGAUGACCUGAGCCAGGGGACAGCAGCAGGAGACUACACCAAAGGUGGCUAUGGUGGAUCAUCACAGGCAACGAACAAGUCUGCAGGUUCUGGGCCUGGGAAAGGAGUAUCAGUGUCUUCGAGUACCACUGGCCUGCCUGAUAUGACUGGUUCUGUCUACAAAACACAGACUUUUGAGAAGCAGGGAUUUCAUGCGGGGACCCCUCCACCUUUCAGCCUGCCCUCAGCCUUGGGCUCCACUGGGCCCUUGGCCCCUGGAGCAGCCCCUGGCUAUGCUCCUGCCCCAUUCCUGCACAUCCUGCCAGCCCACCAGCAGCCUCACUCACAGCUGCUGCACCACCACCUUCCCCAGGACACCCAGAGUGGUUCAGGUCAACGCAGCCAGCCCAGCUCCCUGCAGCCCAAGUCUCAAGCCUCCAAACCCACCUAUGGCAACUCUCCAUACUGGACAAACUAGACCCCCUAAGAGAGGAGUGGGUUUUGGGUUAGGGCUUACCCUGCGCAGGAGAGAACAUUUGGAGCACAUUUUGGGGAGCCCGGUGCCUUUCCCUAGAAUUUCUGAGACAUGUAACUGUCAGCCAAGCCUACCUGGGGAGCUCCCAGACUCACUGUUGUAUGUAGUGUAUUUAUGUAUCUAUUUGUAAAUGUAAGUGAAAUCCGGGGGAGUUGGGGUGUAGCUGCAGAUGGCAGCCAAUUCUGCUCUCCCCAUCCAGACCCCUUUUCAUUGUAGCCAAGUAAGGCCCCUGCACCUCUGAUGUGUUCAGACCUUCCACAGAGUCCCCGAUCCCCGGCUCCUAGGGACAGCCGCUGGAAGGGCUGGUUCAAGGCAUGUUCUGCAGUGGGAUCUGAUACCAAUGAAGAAUCACGACUUAUCUCACUCCCUUGUAACCAUUAUUUGAGUUUUCUUCAGCCUGCAAUUACUUUAUACCUGUUUUUGAAACUGGUCCUUUUGUCAUUUGUCAUGCUGCCAUUCCAGGGUAUCUUGAUCUGGGAAUAGCAGAGGUGAUCCAUUGCCCAAUGUAAAUCUGGGCCCUAUCUUCACAUAGAACAAGGGCUUCUGGUCUGGUCCCAUCCUUAGAAACUUACUGCCUUCUGGCUGACCACUUUAAAGUAAUCUGAUCUCAAGAUGUUGGGCCCAUCAGCUCCCCUUUAAAAUGCAAAGAUCUGCUUCCACUUUAGUAAAAGCCCAUCUCCAAGCAAAGACUCCUCUAUUCCAGUUGUCCUGAACCAGGUGGGCAGUGGUGUCAGGGGUUUUCUCUUGCCCAGUCUCCACCUAAUAAAGUUCUGAGAGCAUG